Saccostrea cuccullata (small rock oyster) is the source of this 4235-nucleotide messenger RNA. Its product is annotated as eyes absent homolog 1-like. The coding region runs from base 216 to 2174 and encodes 652 amino acids. NCBI's taxonomy places the organism in Eukaryota, Metazoa, Mollusca, Bivalvia, Ostreida, Ostreidae. Gene Ontology annotation, molecular function: protein tyrosine phosphatase activity. The transcript is spliced from 21 exons. Gene Ontology annotation, biological process: multicellular organism development; negative regulation of extrinsic apoptotic signaling pathway in absence of ligand; positive regulation of DNA repair. The record is from RefSeq and is a predicted model, not a curated record. Gene Ontology annotation, cellular component: nucleus.
CGCCCUUUUGGUGCCUCAUCUUGACAUAGUUUUUCCCAGGAUUCUAAGCCGAAUGGCGAAUACGGCGAACUACGAUCUGUCAACAACUUUUCUAUUUUGCGAAUCUACCGAUGGAUCAUGCAAGGAGUAAGACAUUUUACAUCUAGAUGGACAGAUCAGGUGAGCUAGAGGUACCACAGGACAGACUUGUAGAUGAGGUGGACAGAAUGUGAGACAUGAUGAAGGGAGAUGGCAAAAGAAGUCCCUCACCAGCCAGUGUAGAGGCCAAGAGAGCUCGAAAGAAUUCAGAGGAGUCUCUUUCUGGUGUCACCGUAGCAACAACAACAGGAGGAGACAGGGUCCUUGAAUUGCAAGGUUUGACUGAGGACCCCUUGGUGACAUUGGACCGAAAUAAAAAUUCACCCUUAGAGCCUGGUGAAAUUCCCAUAGACAGCGUAGGAAUUCCCUCGAGCCCAACCCCCAAUGGCACCUCAGAUGAUAUGUUCACUGGUGACAGUUCCUCUGUGACUUUUUUUGAAGGUGGUAUUGAGUCCCUCGCUUCACCACCAGAUGGCAGUACCUUCAGCAGCAGUGAGAGUUGGGUAAUGUCAGCUGGCUCCCCUCCAGCAGUGAAAAGUGAACCCAAUUGUGACACGAGCCCAGUCGAUUUUUCCGUCACCGAUUCGCUGGACAACUUAACAGGAUCCAACAGUGAAGUUGGGCUGGACACAACACUCACAUCAUUCUAUAAUAGCAACAGUUCCCCUAGUGCUGCGGUGUCUAGGACAUCAGCUUCCGAGAUGAACACAGCGUACUCUCAAUUCUCCGGCCUCCAACCGGGCUUCAGUUACCAGCAGCAGGGGGGAUAUCCCCUCAUGUACAACCCUCAGGAUCUGAAAAAAACACAAGUGGCACAGGGUACCACCGGUUUUUAUCCUUCCUCCAGCUACAGUCAGGCCCAGUACAUGUACUCCACACAAGUGCCCUUUCCUAGUGCUAAUCCUGCCAGUAACCCAUCAUCUAAUUCUUCAGCACAACAGCCUUUGGAAUAUAACUACCCGGGAUACCCUGGUUAUUUUUAUUCUGGAGUCCCAACCAAUUCCACGGUGGUACCACCCACCACACAGACCUACCAGUUAGUGGAUGUACCACACACCGCAACCGGGAAUCAGCAAUCUGAUGUCACUUCCUGUUUAGUGGGAAGUGGACAUAUAAGUCCAAAAGUAACCCCCCAGGCCGAGACGUUCCCCAGUAUAAACCCCUCACCCUCACCCCCUGGUAUGAGAGACAACACAUCCUCUAAACGCAGCAGUCGCAAUAGAAGCACGGCCAGUCGAAGUGGUCGAACGACAGCCUCCCCGGGACCAGAGUCUGACUUAGAACGGGUGUUUGUGUGGGAUUUAGAUGAAACAAUCAUCAUAUUUCAUUCACUGCUCACAGGAACAUAUGCACAAAGAUAUGGAAAGGAAUAUCAUUCCUCUGUGUCACUAGGGGUGCGAAUGGAGGAAAUGAUCUUCAACCUGGCCGAUUCUCAUCUAUUUUUCAAUGAUCUAGAGGAGUGUGAUCAAGUCCACAUAGACGAUGUCUCUUCUGACGACAAUGGCCAGGAUUUAGGCUCAUACAACUAUGCCACUGAUGGCUUCAAAGCAGCGACUUCCAAUGCCAAUCUGUGCUUGGCAACAGGUGUGAAGGGGGGUGCUGAUUGGAUGAGAAAAUUGGCUUUUCGAUAUCGUCGCAUCAAGGAAAUAGUUAAUGGCUACAGAAAUAACGUAGGAGGUUUGAUAGGACCCCAGAAACGAGACCAAUGGCUGCAACUGCGGCAAGAAAUUGAGUCAGUGACGGACAACUGGUUAACUCUAGCCCUGAAGUCUUUACAGAUCAUCAAUUCCAGGCCCAACUGUGUUAAUGUACUGGUGACCACCACUCAACUGGUUCCCGCUCUAGCCAAGGUUCUCCUGUAUGGACUUGGAGGUGUCUUCUCUAUAGAAAAUGUUUAUAGUGCCACAAAAAUUGGUAAAGAUAGCUGUUUUGACCGGAUCGUCGCCAGGUUUGGGAGGAAGUGUACCUACGUUGUCGUCGGUGACGGGAGAGAUGAGGAACAAGCAGCAAAACAAUUAAACUGGCCAUUUUGGAGAGUUUGUAACCAUUCCGAUUUAGUUGCCUUACAUCAUGCAUUGGAUUUAAACUACCUCUAGUGACGGUUUUCCACUCCUCUGAACUCACAGUGUAAUGGCUGGAAGUGAAGGAUGGAGAACUAAAUCCAGAAGAGCUUGCUGUUCCUGAGAGUGAAUGGAUGACAGUGUUGACAAAAUAUUACGAGGAAGGUGUUUGCAUUGAAAGUCCUCCAUCAGGAAAAAAUAAACUUUUAGUGGUGCAAUAUUUAGGUGGGGGACACUUGAGAGAGAAGUGCCAUGAACUGCUUUACGCUGCCAUAUGCAUAAUACCUUUAUUAACUUCAAUAUUGUGUUUUUUUAUCAGACAUUCAGAGGACAGUCAUAUCCUUGAUGGGGUCUAAGUUUAUCAUAUUAGAUGUUGUGAUAGUACAAAAUCUUGUUGACAAUAAUGAUGAACAUUCACUAUUGAAUGACAGAAUGUUGUCAUAUUACUGCUAUGGUUAUUUUACAUCCUGUGGAUGACCUUUGACCCCAAGUUGUGACCCUGAAUGUUGAGAUCAUGUGACUGUGAGAAUCUGUCCAAGCAGAAUUUGUUAACCAUUUUAUUUCAUUGUAUUGUUUUAUUGAACCCAUUUGUAUAUAGCUGCAUAUAAGAACUAUAAAAAAACCUGUGUAUAUUGAAAGAUACAGUCACUUAAUAUUAUCUAUAUCUAUAAUAUAUAUAACAUUGCUGCACAUCGCUCUCAGCUCCUGAUGCUGAACUGAAUGUCAGCAGACAAUUUUUAUUUGUGUUAGUUUCACACUUCUUCAGACGAUCAGAUUAAUUUUGUCCUCUUCCAUUUUUGAAGGACAUUUUUACUGUUGCUAUAACUGUGUAGUGCAAAAGUGUUGCUGCUAACUCCAUAAAAACACCUGUAUUGAUUUAAUUGUGAAGAAAAAAAAGCAGCUACUUUUCAUAAUGCCCAUUAAACCAGAUUUGUAUGUGCCAAGUAUUAUUUAUGAGAAUUGGUAGAAAGCUGUAGCACUUAGUGUUAUACAUGUAAGUUGGGGUGGUGCUAAUGCCCAGAAUGACCACCAGAAAACAGGAUAUCUAGUGGUGCUAGUUUUUCAUCCGAAAUAAUCAAGUUUUAAACCAAAGAAAAAGCACCAAAUCAAAAGGAAGAUCAGGCCACUAUAUGAUUUAAAUGAUUUACAAGUAUUAACAUAUCAUAUUAAUGGUUUGUGUAUUCAUUGCGAGAGACAAUCCUUCAUUCUCAAGCGUACAUUCUGUAGCUCAUGCACUGUAUUUUGUUAUUUCAGGUUAUAUCUCAAAAACUUUCAAAGAUACUGUGAAGACCAGAAAAAUUCCUUUUCUAAGCCUGUUCAAUUUUUUUUUUAUUUUUGAUGUCCAUAGUAAAUAUUAGUUGAUGGCUGGUUGUGAUGUGAGAAUACAAUCAAAACAUUUUGUUGUUGUUCAAAGUUUAUACCCUUUUCUUGGCAGUAUUUCAUUAGCCAAUCAAAGUAUUUCAUUUUAAAGUAGACCAUUUAUUUAUAGUUCUUUUUUGAUUCCCCUUUUUAUCUCAAGAUUUUUAUAAUUUUUGUGUUGUUUUUCUUUUUGGGUUAUUUAGAGAGUAAAUUUUAAAAUAUUUGAAUUAAAUUGGUGUACAGAAUUAAAAGUUUUAAAUUUUUUGCUAUUAUUUCACCAUUUUUAAAUUUGUAGAAUCCAAAAAGUCUUUCUCUUUCCUAUUAAGGUUAAUAAUAUUUGUUAUGCACAGUUCAGAUGAUGUUUAUCCCAAAAAUUUUCAAUGUUUAACAAUUUGUCUUUUUAAUUUUAAAAUAUUAUAAAUCUUGUCUUAAAAUCACUAAAAAGGUUGUACAUUUGUCGUUUCUUCAUUCAUCGGUUAUCUAUGUACAAAUAAAUCCAUUUUGUGUGUCACGUGAUUUGUCAUAUUUCUUUGUACGGUUCAGCUUAACCAAAGAUUUUGUACUUUGCUGUAAAUCUGGUAUGUCCACUGGCAGCUGUAUGCUCCAGUGAUUUUUCCCCUCAUAUCUUGAAUCUUCAUUAUUAUAUAUUACGAUUCAGUCCAGUUUGGUGAGACAGGUUGUAUGUUAUGUGAAACAAAUGCAUGAGGAGAAUAAGCAAUAAAAAUGUAUGAAAACUAA